This is a messenger RNA of Aphidius gifuensis, 7929 nucleotides long. RefSeq names its product Down syndrome cell adhesion molecule-like protein Dscam2 (gene Dscam1). The transcript is spliced from 25 exons. Bases 253 to 6270 code for a protein of 2005 amino acids. Gene Ontology annotation, cellular component: axon; plasma membrane. Gene Ontology annotation, biological process: homophilic cell-cell adhesion; axon guidance; dendrite self-avoidance. Gene Ontology annotation, molecular function: cell-cell adhesion mediator activity. Lineage: Eukaryota; Metazoa; Arthropoda; Insecta; Hymenoptera; Braconidae. The record is from RefSeq and is a predicted model, not a curated record.
CGUGCGCUGACGCUUGACAAGUGACAAGCAGUCGCAAUUUUAACGCGCGGUAUUAUUAUCCACCGCGUAUUAUAAUAAUUUAUUUAAAUAAAUAAAUUGUCCUCUAUUUGGAUAUUAUUAAUAAAUCCUUGGAAUUGAUAUCAGUGUGUGUGUGUGUGGGUGAUUUUAAAGUGAUCAAAUUUAAUAUUACAUAUAAUUUUUCAUCAAAAGGUGAGGCUGUUAAACCGGUCACUGGAUAAAGACCUGUUCAAGAUGCUUCAUGAACCACCAGGAGUAACUAAAGCAUUUAUUACCAUGCUUAUGUUAGCUGGUUUUAUGAUGAUCAAUGUUGUACUUGCUGAGGAUGAUUCAAUGGGACCUGUGUUUGUCAAAGAACCACCAAAUCGUGUUGAUUUUUCAAAUGGAACUGGAGCUGAAGUUGAAUGUCAAGCUCGAGGUAAUCCUCAACCUGAUAUUAUUUGGGUUCGUGCUGAUGGAUCAGCUGUUGGUGAUGUACCUGGAUUACGUCAAGUUUUGCCAAAUGGUAAUUUGGUAUUUCCACCAUUUAGAGCUGAGGAUUAUCGUCAAGAAGUUCAUGCACAAGUUUACAGUUGUUUAGCAACAUCACCAGCUGGAUCAGUGCAUUCACGUGAUGUCAACGUAAGAGCCGUUGUGAUGCAAAACUAUCUACCAGAAAUAUUAACUGAGUACGCGAUUCGUGGUAAUAGUGCAAUACUUAAAUGUAGUAUACCCAGUUACAUUGCUGAAUUUGUAACAAUUGAAGCUUGGAUACGUGAAGAUGGUGAAAUUUAUCUUCCCGAGCAACAUGAGACAACAACUCAACUGGAUGGAAAGUACUUGGUUUUACCAUCUGGUGAAUUGCACAUCAGAGAUGUUGGACCUGAAGAUGGUUACAAAACUUAUCAAUGCCGAACAAAACAUAGACUUACUGGAGAAACAAGAUUAUCAGCAACUAAAGGACGUCUUGUCAUCACUGAACCAGUCUCAAGUACGAAGCCCAAGAUGUCAGCUCUAGAUGUGAAAUCAAAUCAACCAACUGUUAGUCAAAAUGCAUGUACUAGUCUACUUUGUCCCGUUCAAGCUUAUCCCGUACCGGAUCGUUAUCGAUGGUACAAAUUUGUUGAUGGAACAACACGUAGACAACCAGUACAAUUAAAUGAACGUGUACGUCAAGUCAGUGGUACACUUAUUAUUCGUGAAGCACGUGUUGAAGAUUCAGGAAAAUAUCUUUGUAUUGUUAAUAAUUCAGUUGGUGGUGAAAGUGUUGAAACAGUAUUAACAGUAACAGCUCCACUUGGUGCAGAAAUUGAACCACGUAGUCAAACAGUUGAUUUUGGUAGACCAGCAACAUUUACUUGUAAUGUACGUGGUAAUCCAAUUAAAACAAUAUCAUGGAUGAAAGAUGGUAAACCAUUAGGACAUGAAGAUCCAGUAUUAAGAAUUGAAAGUGUUAAAAAAGAAGAUAAGGGAAUGUAUCAAUGUUUUGUUAGAAAUGAUCAAGAAAGUGCACAAGCAACUGCUGAAUUAAAACUUGGUGGACGUUUUGAACCACCACAAAUAAAACAAGCAUUUGGUGAAGAAACAUUACAACCUGGUCCAAGUAUGUUUCUUAAAUGUGUUGCAAGUGGUAAUCCAACACCAGAAAUAACAUGGGAACUUGAUGGUAAACGUUUGGCAAAUACUGAAAGAUUACAAGUUGGACAAUAUGUUAAAGUUAAUGGUGAUGUUGUUAGUCAUUUAAAUAUUUCAAGUACUCAUACUAAUGAUGGUGGAUUGUACAAGUGUAUUGCUGCCUCAAAGGUUGGUUCAGCUGAACAUUCUGCUCGUUUAAAUAUCUAUGGUCUUCCUUUUAUUCGUCAUAUGGAUAAAAAAGCUAUUGUUGCUGGUGAAACUCUUCGUGUGACAUGUCCAGUUGCUGGUUAUCCAAUUGAAAGUAUUGUUUGGGAACGUGAUACUCGUCUUUUACCAAUUAAUGGAAAACAAAAAGUUUUUCCAAAUGGUACACUUAUCAUUGAAAAUGUUGAACGUCACAGUGAUCAAGCAACUUAUACUUGUGUUGCAAGAAAUGCACAAGGCUACAGUGCACGUGGAACUCUUGAAGUACAAGUUAUGGUGUUACCACAAAUAGCUCCAUUCACAUUUGGUGAUGAGGCAGCAAAUGCUGGUGAUAUGGCAACUGUACAAUGUGCAGUUAUAAAAGGUGAUUUACCAUUAGACAUAACAUGGUCAUUUAAUAGUGAACAAAUUGAUCUAGAUCAUCAUAAUGAUAUUAUUGUAAGAAAAAGUGGUCAACGUGCAAGUACAUUGACUAUUGAAUCAGUUGCUGCAAGACAUGCAGCAACAAUAACUUGCAGUGCAAGUAAUGCUGCUGGUGCAACAUCACAUUCAGCUGAUUUGUCAGUUAAUGUUCCACCACGUUGGAUUUUGGAACCAACUGAUAAAGCAUUUGCUCAAGGCUCUGAUGCAAGAGUUGAAUGCAAAGCCGAUGGUUUCCCCAAGCCUCAAGUAACAUGGAAAAGAGCUGCUGGGGAUACACCAGGCGAUUAUACUGAUUUAAAAUUAAAUAAUCCUGAUAUCAGUGUUGAAGAUGGUACAUUGUCAAUAAAUAAUAUUCAAAAAACAAAUGAAGGAUAUUAUCUUUGUGAGGCUGUUAAUGGAAUUGGUUCUGGGCUAUCAGCUGUUAUUCUUAUUUCCGUUCAAGCACCACCACAUUUUGAAAUAAAACUUCGUAAUCAAACAGCAAGACGUGGUGAACCAGCAGUAUUACAAUGUGAAGCACAAGGUGAAAAACCAAUUGGAAUUUUAUGGAAUAUGAAUAACAAACGUUUAGAUCCAAAAAGUGAUUCACGUUAUACAAUACGUGAAGAAAUUUUAUCAUAUGGUGUACUUGCUGAUUUAAGUAUUAAAAGAACUGAAAGAAGUGAUUCAGCAUUAUUUACUUGUGUUGCAACAAAUGCAUUUGGUAGUGAUGAUACAAGUAUUAAUAUGAUUAUUCAAGAAGUACCAGAAGUACCAUAUGGUUUAAAAGUACUUGAUAAAUCUGGUAGAUCAGUACAAUUAUCAUGGGCAGCACCAUAUGAUGGUAAUACACCAAUAAAACGUUAUAUUAUUGAAUAUAAAAUAAGUAAAGGUUCAUGGGAAACAGAUAUUGAUAGAGUACUUGUACCAAGUUCACAACAAAAUAUUGCUGGUGUAUUUAAUUUAAGACCAGCAACAACUUAUCAUCUUCGUAUUGUUGCUGAAAAUGAAAUUGGUACAUCUGAUCCAUCUGAUACUGUUACAAUUAUAACUGCUGAAGAAGCACCAUCUGGUCCACCAAGUUCAGUACGUGUUGAUGCAUUGGAUCAGCAUACACUUAAGGUUACAUGGAAACCACCAUCACGUGAAGAUUGGAAUGGUGAAAUUCUUGGUUAUUAUGUUGGUUAUCGUUUAUCAACAUCUGAAAAACCAUACAUGUUUGAAACUGUAGAAUUUUCAAAAGAAGAUGGAAAAGAACAUCAUUUACAAAUUAUGAAUUUAAAAACUUAUACACAAUAUAGUGUUGUUGUUCAAGCAUUUAAUAAAGUUGGUUCUGGUCCAAUGAGUGAAGAACGUAGACAACAUACUGCUGAAGGUGUACCAGAACAACCACCACAUGAUACCACAUGUACAACACUAACAUCACAAACAAUUAGAGUUUCUUGGGUAUCACCACCUCUUAUGGCUGCAAAUGGUGUUAUCACUGGUUACAAAGUUGUUUAUGGACCAUCUGAAACAUGGUACGAUGAAAAUUCAAAGGAUACUAAAAUAACUUCAUCAAGUGAAACAAUUCUUCAUGGUCUUAAAAAAUAUACAAAUUAUAGUAUGCAAGUAUUAGCAUUUACAUCUGGUGGUGAUGGUGUUAAAUCAGCACCAAUACAUUGUCAAACAGAACAAGAUGCACCAGAAGCACCAAUUGCUGUUAAAGCACUUGUCAUGUCAGCUGAAUCAAUUCUUGUAUCUUGGCGUCCACCAACACAACCAAAUGGUGUUAUAUCACAAUAUACUGUUUAUACAAAAGCAGAUAAUGCAGAAGAAGCAGUUAGUCAAAAAGUAUCACCAAAUCAAUUUACAUAUGAAGCAACAAGUUUAGAUAAACAACAUAGAUAUGAAUUUUGGGUUACUGCCAGUACAAAUAUUGGUGAAGGUGAACGUUCUAAAAUUGCUACAUUGGCACCAAAUAUUCGCGUUCCAGCAAAAAUUGCAUCAUUUGAUGAUAAAUUUACUGCAACAUAUAAAGAAGAUGUUAAAUUACCAUGUCUUGCUGUUGGUGUACCAGCUCCAGAGGUAACAUGGAAAAUACGUGAUGUUAAACUUCAACCAAGUGAUAGACUUCGUCAAUUACCAGAGGGUUCAUUAUUUAUUAAAGAAGUUGAUCGUGCUGAUGCCGGUGAAUAUUCAUGUUAUGUUGAAAAUUCAUUUGGUCAUGAUACAGUUACACAUCAACUUGUUGUUCAUGCACCACCACAUUCACCUGAAAUACAUUUAACUGCAACAACAACAAAUUCAUUAACAGUUAAAUUACAACCUCAUCAAUCUGAUACUGCUCCAAUUCAUGGAUAUACAAUACAUUAUAAACCAGAAUUUGGUGAUUGGGAAACUGUACAAAUAAGUUCAACAACACAACAGUAUACAAUUGAAAAUUUAUGGUGUGGAUCAAAGUAUCAAAUUUAUGCAACAGCAUAUAAUGGAAUUGGAACUGGUGAUAAAUCAAAUACCAUUAAUCCAAGUACCAAAGGUUCCAAGCCAAUUGUUCCUGAAGCAUCACGUUUCAUUGAAGUUGCAACAAAUAGUAUUACACUUCAUUUAAGUGCAUGGUCUGAUGGUGGUUGUCCCAUGCUUUAUUUUGUCAUUGAAAAUAAAAAAAAACAUCAAACUGAAUAUGCACAAGUAUCAAACAAUGUCAAAGCUGGUGGUAAUUUUGUUGUUCUUGAUCUUGAACCAGCAAAUUGGUAUCAUCUUCGUGUAACUGCUCAUAAUAAUGCUGGUUUUGCUGUUGCUGAAUUUGAAUUUGCAACUUUAACAAUAACUGGAGGUACAAUUGCACCACCAAUAAGAAAUACUAUUCAUGAAAAUGUUGAUGUACGUCGUUUCUUUCCAUGGUUACCACCAUGGCUUGAUAUCAAUAUUGUUGUACCAGUUGGUGCAACAGUUGUUGUUAUUAUUGUUGGUAUUGUUGUCAUCUGUGUUGCACUAUCAAGAAGAACACGUGGACCAGAACAAACACGACUUCGUGCAAUUCCAUCUGGCGAUGAAAAAUAUUAUGAAGGACAAUAUGAUGUAGUUUAUCAACAAACUGGAAAUAUUGGAUCAACAAUGGAUAAACGUAGACCUGAUCUUCGUGAUGAACUUGGCUAUAUUGCUCCACCAAAUCGUAAAUUACCACCAGUACCAGGAUCCAACUACAAUACGUGUGAUCGUAUCAAGCGAGGUACAGUUAUAAGUGGUACAGGCUCAUUUAGAAGUCAUUCAACAUGGGAUCCAAGAAGACAUAUGUAUGAAGAAUUAUCACAUUAUGCACCUAAUAGAAGGUGUCCACCACCACCAAUAGGCAGUAAAGAUGCACUAUCUCGUAGAGGUAUGGAAGAUGAAAUUUGUCCAUAUGCAACAUUCCAUCUUCUAGGAUUCCGUGAAGAAAUGGAUCCUAGUAAAGCAAUGCAAUUUCAAACAUUUCCACAUCCUGCUAAUGGUCAUUCUGGUACAAUGGGACCAACAAUUGGACAUCCAACAAAUGCCUCAGCACAUAGCCGUUCUGGAUCUCAAUCAAUGCCACGUCAAAAUGGACGCUAUUCAAGAGUUCCAUCACAAGGUGGUCAAACUGUUUUCUCACCAGAAUAUGAUGAUCCAGCAAAUUGUGCUCCUGAAGAUGAUCAAUAUGGCUCACAAUAUGGUCAAUAUGGAGCUCCUUAUGAUCAUUAUGGAUCACGUGGAUCAAUUGGACGUCGUAGUGUUGGUUCAAUUCGUAAUAUUCCAAUGUCAAAUUCACCUGAACCACCACCACCACCACCAAGAAAUCACGAUCAAAAUAAUUCAAGUUUUAAUGACAGCAAAGAAAGCAAUGAAAUAAGUGAGGCUGAGUGUGAUCGUGAUCAACUACGUAGCUAUGGAGUUAGUGAUCAAGGCAAGGAUGGCAUGACUAAUGAAGAGAUGCGUAAACUCAUUGAGAGAAACGAAGCUGCCAGCAGGAAAACCAGCACCCCAAACAGGAAUAACGGGGGAUCCCUCACACCCUACGAUACUAUGGCAGUGUAAUUUGUAAAACAACAAAAAACAAAUUUAAAAUAAUUUAAUUUGAAUUAUUAUCAAUCUAUCACACCAUUGUCUAUCUCUAUAGAAAUUUAAUAGCAUUGGUUCAGUAGUAUUUUUUACUAAUUCAUACAGUGAAAGUUUAAAAUAUAAAAAACAUCUUUCAUUUAUCAGCUUUCAUUAAAAGUAUUUUCGUUUUUAUAACGUAAGGACUUCUGUAUAUUUAUACAUAACACUGAUAAAUCGUGUGAUACAAUUUUAUUUUUCUUUUUUUAAAUCACGACGUAUUUAUAUUUAUUUUAAUAUUUUUUUUUUUUCUGAUAAUUUUUUAAUUAUUUUAAACGCUGAAAAUGUGAUUUACUCUGAUACGAUAUUUCAAAAAAAGAAAAAAAUCGAAAUACUUUAAAAUCGAAAUUAAAAUUUAAAAAAAAAAAUUUUUUUUAACCAGAUGAAAAACUUGAUGUUUUUAAUAGUUUUUAAUUAUUUUUUCGUUCAUAUAUCUUUUUAUUUAAUGAUCAAGAAAAUCAAUUGAAAAUCAUGAUAAUUAUUUAGAUUAAUCAAUUCAAGGUUGUGUGACACUGCCUAUUCUUACGUUGUAAAAAAAAAAAAAAAUCAUUUGAAAAACAGGAAAAAAAAGGAUAAAUAAUAUUUUAAUUAGAUUUUUUUUCUUUUUUUUUUUUUGUAACGAAGGUUGUGCCGUGAAUUCCCUGUGUCCUAUUUUGCUCAGCGAUCAGAGUAUUUAGUUGCUGGGCUUGCCCAAAAUAUAAAAUUACUCGAAAACUAUAGGAGAUAGAUCACGAUGAUAAAAACUAUUUGAUAAUAUAUAUAAUAACCAGUCUAUGUUUUACUCGUACUCAAAAAAAUAAUAAUAUAAAAUAAUUGUCGUCCGGAAUAAAAGUUCUUCCGUCGCACUAAAUGCGUUCGUUUUUUUUCGUAUUAAACACUGACAUAAAACAAAAUUAAUUUCUCUUCAACAUAAUUAGUUUUUAAAUUUUUUUUUUAAAUUAAUGCUUAGCUUGUUGAAUAAAAUUUUUCAAUUCUCUACCUUCUGAUAUUAUCGACAAUUAUAUAUGUAAUGAAUAUAAGAUUUUAUGCUAUUCGAUAUGCUAUAUAGUAGUGUUUAAGAAACGAUUGAGAAUAAUGCAUAAUAAUGAUAUUAACUGUAGUGGAACAAAAAAGUAAAAAAUAAUAAUUAGAUAGUCGUUUAGAAGUAAAUUUAAAAAAUAAUAAUAAAUAAGACAUCAAAUUAUCUAAACCCUAUAUGUUGAUAAUGUGGCAGAAAAAAAAGAAACAAAUAAUUUUUUUUUUUCUCAUUUGGCAAACAAAUUGAUUUUAAAAAAAUAAUUUCUAUUUAAAAAAUUGAUAUUUAUUUUUAAGCCCAUGUCAACAUAUAGAAUUUAGAAAAUACUCAUUAAAAUUUAUAACAAUUAAAUCAAAUGGUCUGUCAUCAUUUGCAAGCCACAGCAAAAAAAAAAGCUCAAGAAAAUUUGGAAUUUUUUUCAUGCUUUAUCUGUAUAUGUGUUUUUUUUUUUCUUCUGUUAAAUCUUUGUUUAUAUUAUGAAUAUUAUUAUUAUUUUUAUUGUUGUUAUAUAUUUUAUUAAAAAUAAUAAUUUCCAGAUGAAAAAAUUGUGGACUAUGUGCUUUGUCAUGUUAAACAAGUUCAAG